CGUGCCUUCAUCAGAGUCAGAGACCUCUGGGUUUUUAAACUCCUACUGAGUGUAAUCUAGCCAGGUUGAUAGAUUUAGUCAGAAACAGAUCAGUGAGGAUCAACAGAGGAGGAAGAAGACAACAUGUCUACUGGAACAUCUGCGUCAUUCUGGUUGACUUUACUAAGCGUCAUCCUGUCUGUCUCUGGAGCUCGUCUGACUGUGAGUCCCAGCAGCUCUCAGGUCUUUAGAGGAGACUUUGUGUCUCUGAGCUGUGAGGAGGACGACAGCUCUGCUGGAUGGACUCUGAGGAGAAACACCACCACAGGACAGAGGACUCAGUGUGGAACUGACUGGGGAAAAGCAGCUGGUUCUUCCUGUAACAUCAGCUACAUCUUCCCAUUGGACAGUGGAGUUUACUGGUGUGAGUCCAGAGAGGGAGCAACCAGUAACAGCAUCAACCUCACUGUCUCUGGUGGACCAGUGAUCCUGCAGAGUCCUGUCCUCCCUGUGAUGGAGGGAGAUGACGUCACUCUGACCUGUAAAACAAAGACCACUCCCUCCAUCCUCUCAGCUACUUUCUAUAAAGAUGGCUCCUUGAUCAGGACUGAGUCUACAGGUCACAUGACCAUUCACAAUGUUACCAGGUCUGAUGAAGGCCUCUACAGGUGUUACAUCAUCAGUCAUGGAGAGUCUCCAUCCAGCUGGAUCACUGUCACAGGUGAAGAGGAAACCUGCUCCAUCACUGAUGGAAGAGAAGACCAGAGAGUGACAGACGUACAUCUACAGGUCAAAGCUCGUCUGACUGUGAGUCCCAGCAGCUCUCAGGUCUUUAAAGGAGACAUUGUGUCUCUGAGCUGUGAGGAGGACGACAGCUCUGCUGGAUGGACUCUGAGGAGAAACACCACCAGAGGACAGAGGACUCAGUGUGGAGCUGGGUGGGGAAAACCAGCUGGUUCUUCCUGUGACAUCAGCUACAUCUUCCCAUCAGACAGUGGAGUUUACUGGUGUGAGUCCAGAGAGGGAGCAACCAGUAACAGCAUCAACCUCACUGUCUCUGGUGGACCAGUGAUCCUGCAGAGUCCUGUCCUCCCUGUGAUGGAGGGAGAUGACGUCACUCUGACCUGUAAAACAGAGACCACUCCCUCCAUCCUCUCAGCUACUUUCUAUAAAGAUGGCUCCUUGAUCAGGACUGAGUCUACAGGUCACAUGACCAUUCACAAUGUUACCAGGUCUGAUGAAGGCCUCUACAGGUGUUACAUCAUCAGUCAUGGAGAGUCUCCAUCCAGCUGGAUCACUGUCACAGGUGAAGAGAGAAACCACCUACAUCCUCCUGAUUCCUUUCCUCCUGGUUCUGAUGUGUUCGUAGGAAACCUGAAGGUGCAUCCUGUUUGUAACAAGUCAACAUCAGGAUGAUGUUACUUCAAGUCCUACCACACCAGUGAACUUGUGCAAGGAAGAAAGAUGAGUGAUGGUCUCUCUCCGAUGAUUGAAGCUCGCCAUCUCCCUGGUCAGGAAGAAAAUCCAAUUUCCAGAAUCCAAGGAAGUUUCCAAUAGAAUCAAAAGCAGGAAUCACUACAUUUCAAUCAUGAACUGAGAUAAAAUCAAUAUGAAACCUCUUACACUUUAAAAUCAGGAUUAAAGUCAUAGUUUUUAUCUUCACUUCAUUUUGUAAACUCUCAAUGAACCUGAAAAUAACAUUCAGCACCCUUGUUUUACAGGAUUCUAAUGAUGUUAAAUUAGCUCAAAAUACCAAAUUAAUUACAAAAUAAACAAUACAGCUAUGGUACACACACCAGCAUGCAGCAUUAUGAAACAGACUUCUGCCAUUAGCCACAUUAGCUUAGCUGAAAAUGACUCACCAAGAAAGUCCGUACAUAAUAAACCCACAUCAACAGGCUUCGGGUCGGAUCGUUUCCAGUAUCACUCCUGAACACUUUAAAUGGUUACAACCAACAAGGAUUUACUUCUUGUUUCUACUUGUCUGCAUGUGUUUGUCUGGCUGCUCCAGUGUGUGUUUUACUACCACAACUGCUACGUGAAAAAAACUCCUGACUGUGUGGUUCCACCAAUAACAAUAAAAUAAACCUGACAGGCACUCAAA
Messenger RNA from Mugil cephalus (flathead mullet), 2083 nucleotides. RefSeq names its product sialoadhesin-like. NCBI's taxonomy places the organism in Eukaryota, Metazoa, Chordata, Actinopteri, Mugiliformes, Mugilidae. Gene Ontology annotation, biological process: cell surface receptor signaling pathway. Gene Ontology annotation, molecular function: transmembrane signaling receptor activity. The transcript has 8 exons. Bases 124 to 1395 code for a protein of 423 amino acids. The record is from RefSeq and is a predicted model, not a curated record.